UGUCGUACAGCUUUUCGCACGCUCGCGUCGCGUCGCCGCAGAGACCCGUAUUCGUAGAGUAUGAGAGUAAGCAAUUUUCUUCCGAAGAUGGAGCGGCCCUGGGACAUCGUCGGUGCUCCAGGGAGAACGUACGACGAUGCGAGCGAGCGAAUUACGUAGUAAUUUUCGAUACUCGGAAAUUCUAAACUACUUUCUUCAAACGGAUAUCAUCUAAGUAUACAAUCCCCUUGAAAGAGCGAUGGACGUGAUGUAGAAACUUCUCAACCAACCACGAAGAUUUCAUCUCCUUCGAAAUCUCAUCUUGUAGGAAAAAUCGAAGAUCACCCUUGCGGCCAUAAAAGCCCGAGCUCCUCUCUCUCACCUUCGGCCCCGUUGCCUAAAUUUUCUAAGUUCGCUCCUCGCGCCCAGCAGCAUCCACCAUCGUGAUGGGUGUUGAAGGACGAGCGCCGCGAGCCGGCGUACGUGCAUGUACGUUCAAGUGUGCGAGGGCAGCGCGCAAAUAUCAAUCAGUGGAGUCAAGAGUGGAAUCAGGGUGGCCGAGUGGUUCCACAUAAUGCUGCAACCAGGAGGUGAGAGAGCGUAGCGCGCAACGUGUAUCUCGUAUUCGCUGGCCGGUGCAGUUCAGACAUACGCGCACACACACACAGACGUGAACCCACCGCAUACACGUAUCGGAGGCACAUACGCAUACAGGCGCGAAACCCCAUCAGCAACCCCACACGCGGUACCGGAGCAACGACGCCCGGUAGCGUUCGGUAGCGUCGUCGGCCCCACUCCCUUUCACGAAACGACGAUCGUCCACGUGUUGGUUUAUGCGUGCACCACCACGUACACCCGGGAACAAGCCGGUGUGUGUGUGGGUGGAGUGGAACUGAGAAGGCGUGCCCGGGAGGCGGGACCCGGGACCAAAAUCUUGGUGUGCAUCGGACUUCUAUGUGGGUGUUCUCCCUCUCCGUACAAGCGCCGACGGUGUGUGCGUCGUUCGUGUGAUUCUCUCGGUCUCGCUCCUUCGCUCACGUCCGUCGCUCUCGCGGCCGUCAUCGCAUGGGAGUCUCUCCACUAUCAGACCCGUUAACAGCAGUCGGCGUCGAGGCACCCGCUCUAACAGCUAACGUCUCUCCACAUCCCCGGGCUUGAGCCGGUGUUUCGCCGUUUCCGAUCCGUGUCCUGUCCGGCCGAUGGACCGCACGGAAAUCAGUGUCGCUGACAACCGGAAGCCCAGUCUCUUGCGCGACACAUAUUCAUUAUCGCAAAACAGGCAGAAGCUGUCCUACGGGGGUCCGUCUACGUGUUGACAAACAGCUUCGAGUGUCUUGACUGUGCCGGCGAAAGAAUCCCCAGUGCUUGUGCGCUAUCACGAGAGAACGAUGUUGACAACUCUCGAAAGGAUGAAGUCCGCGAACAGGUAGUCUUGAAAAAGGAUUUCAUCGAACACCCUUGGGGUUGCGUAUCUUGCUGAUUAUAAGAGAUAUCUUUUUCUUAAUGAGGCAUCCAACAAACAGUCUCGAUAAUUGUUGAAAAAUCGUUGUUUCUGAAGACACAAGUCGCCGAAGAUUAAAAAAAUCCCCCACAGACAUCUUUGCCAAAACAUCCUUGAAGGGACAUUCUGGACAUAGUUUCAUUGGAAAUCAAGUUAGGAAGGACUGUGUAUAUUUAUUUAUUGCUGAAGAAACACUUAAAGAUUGCAAGCGUGUUGGGAGAGGAGAUGCGAAUGUCGUGUGUAGUGACGCGAAAGUUGUAAAACGGUGAACGGACUCGAGGUCCAGGAUGAUGGAAGUGCAGCAGCAACACUCGCCUGUCGGGGUGGGUCCACUAGACUUUUCGAGACGAGGGGUUGCCGAGGCGUCAGCGUUUCGCGUUGUCAAGCCCAAACAACCGGCCUCGUCGCUCGUGCAUCAGCAACCGCUGCCGCCGGAAACCAACAACAACGAGAAUCUUCAGGAGAACCCGCAGAUUCCCAUCGACGAAGGAGGAUGCAAUGUUCGUUUAAUGUUCCCGAGACUGUGGGCACCUUUCGGGAAUGCCACGGAAGUUACGAGCCUGCCACCUUUACCAAAAAGUCACUCAGAACGGCUAUCUUUCGGAGUCGGUCGUCUGGUGGGUUCGCCGGCGACGAGGAGUCCCUCGCCGUCCCAGUCUCCUUGCCCGGACUCCCCUCCGCCCGAGCGCCGGGAUGCCGAAGUGGACGUCGACGUCGGUGAGGAGGAGGUCGACGUGGACGUCGAGGAGGUCGGCGACGAGGACGAUCACGAAGGCACCUCGAGCCCGCCGCGAUCGUCGUCAACGCCGUCGCCGUCGCCAGUCAGCGUCGCGACGUCGCCCGUAUCGCAUCCGCCGAAGAAAUCCGGCGACAGUUUCAGCGUGUCGGCGCUCCUCAGGCCGGACCCACCGUCCGCACACCUGCAGAACGCGUCGCCGCAUCGAGAAUCCGCCUCCAUGGGCGCCCAUCCGCCGCCGCCCGGCUCGUCGAUCCUGUACCCGCCGUUGCACCUUCAGGGCGGCCUCCUGCCGCCCCAUCCGCAUCACCCUCUCUCGUACCUGCACCCCCAGCUGCUGCCGCAUCAUCUUCUGCCGCCGCACUUGCACCCGUUGUUGCGCGGCGUUCAUCCGGCUCACCCGGGGCUACACUCGACCCACACGGCGCACGGGUUACACCAUCCUCAUCCGCUCGGCGACGUCUACAGCUGCGUCAAGUGCGACAAGAUGUUCAGCACGCCGCAUGGGCUGGAGGUUCACGCGAGGCGGUCACACAACGGUAAACGGCCAUUCGCCUGCGAGUUGUGCAACAAAACCUUCGGCCACGAAAUCAGUCUCACGCAGCACAGGGCUGUGCAUUCCGCGGAGAAAGUGUUCGAGUGCAAGCAAUGCGGUAAAGCCUUCAAGAGAUCCAGCACACUCAGCACUCACCUUCUAAUACACUCGGACACGAGACCGUAUCCUUGCCAAUUCUGCGGCAAGCGAUUCCACCAAAAGAGCGACAUGAAGAAGCACACUUAUAUACACACCGGCGAGAAACCUCAUAAAUGUCAAGUAUGCGGCAAGGCGUUCUCGCAGAGCAGCAACCUGAUCACGCACUCGAGAAAGCACACGGGUUUCAAGCCGUUCGCUUGCGAGCUCUGCGGCCGAGCUUUCCAGCGCAAGGUCGAUCUGAGGAGGCACCGCGAGACCCAGCACGCCGAUAUCAACGCGUCGCAUCGACCGCCGAUUGGUUCGAUUCCCGGACAGAACACCCUACCCAGUGGAAAUCCGCCGAUUAUGCAGUGAGACCGCGACGAGGAUGCGGUUGAUAAUCUGGCGCCGGAUGACUGAUACGAAACGACGAUUGGAGAUCGUCGCGAUGAGCGAUUCUUUUCCGCGAAUCAGGCGGUUCGGCCGGGAUGAGGAUGCAACUACGAGAAAUGAAAUCAUGAACGAUGAUCUUCGUGAUUGUCGAUGAUGGCGGAGACUAGAGCGAUAAAUUAAUCUCAUAAAUGGAAUCGCUAGUGAGGCGAUUGCAGAUUGCAUCAUGGUAGAUUGCAGGCUGGAAGAUAUUAACCUUUUGCCGUUUUGUAUUGUUUUCUGGUUUUAAUAUACCUCCCAAUUAACAGGAAAAAUUAACGUCAUUUGAGACACUUAUGUGUAAUUUACAAUAUAUAACUUGCAAUAUCAAUACGAAAAGAAUUGCAUUACAUAUAGUCUUUAAGGGGAAAAAUUUAUUUAAAUAUAUUGUUCGAAAUAUAUUACGGUAGCACAAACAUCUAGCUAGUUCGCAAGCCCUUUGUUUGAAUUUUAAAAAUAUAUUAUUUAAAAAUCUACCAAAAGGCAAAAUGUUAAUAUCAGUCAACUCUGUGCAUUAUAUUGAAGAUACAAAAUUUCAUGUAAAUUCAGAUCGCAUAACGGAUGCGAAUUUGACCGGAACAGUGCAAUUCGAGGGUAAACUCUCGGGAUGAAAUAAAAUUUGCCGGAAAGGGGGUACUGUAGCAUUUUUUUUUCUAUCGCGAGAUUUUAUUGAUCUUUUGAUAUUAAUGCGAGGAGACUGUAUAAGUUGAUAUUUAUUCGACCAUUUGUUUCACGUGCGUCGAUUGAUCUAACGCAAAUAUUCAAGGACUCUCAACUUGCAGAAUAUACUCAGGAUAAAUGGAGAAAGUGAAUUGGUGAAUCGUCACGACUAGACAUUCCAUGAAAAAAAAGCGUUGUAUCCGUUUCGUUCCUAAGUGAAGUGUGUGUGCCGGGGUUUGGUUCCUUCAGCGAUUUUUAUUCGGACGGAGAAAACCUUUUGCGGUGAGAAAUGAUAAUUUAUGAAUUACAUAACGAUACGUAAGCGUGAAAGUGAAUGGACUGACGAACUGUUUUUGUUACAAAUGGUGAUUAACACUUUCUACUUUAAUCGUCUAGCUACCAAAUCGAUUACUUGUUACUGUAACUUCUCUUAUCGCAUAGAUAUUCUCACGAUACGCAGCGCGACCGUCGAGUUAAUCGGACAUUUUUUACAAGAUCAUAAACUUUAUAAAGAUGCCAUAUAUUUGUGUUAACAAGUGCAUUCACUAUUAGUAGCAGUAGUAGUAAUGAUGACGGGCGGGACUAAGUUAGUCCCUAACGUCAUCUAGAUUUAAAAAGUUCCUCUCUUGCUCUGGUUUCCGAGACUGAGUUUUUAACCCCAGCCCAGUGUUCUGCACCAGAUCUAUGAUCUCCAAUAUAGAAUUCUGGAUCUGUAGUUUUGAAGCAUUCACUAUUAAAAGAUGAGUUUUUUUAAUUGAAAAUCUACCUAAAUAACAUUAUGUCAUUUUUAAUAUAAAAGAAAUUAAUGAUACAUAAUUUAAGACCUAUACAUUUUUCUCAUAUUACAUUAAAAUGUUUUGUUUUAAAUGUAAAUAACGUCCGAAUAGCACGAGAUCGUCGAAUGGCGUAUAACGUGUCAAAGUACGGCGAGAACGUACUUGUAUUUUGCAUAUCUCCCGCACCUGUCGUUGAAAAAAAGAGCAUCAAGACCACCAACCCCUAAAGUUGCAACUGUGACCAAAAAUUGUAAAUAGCACGUAGAUUGUAUCACGGCUAGUCUAAGCGUAUAAAUAUAUACAUAUAAAUAAAUCGAAGCUAUAAAUAUUAUAAAUAGAGAGGGCACAUAAUGUGUGUGUGUGUGCGGCGCAGAGUCGUUCCGACUAAUGGCGGCUCG
Temnothorax curvispinosus is the source of this 5152-nucleotide messenger RNA. RefSeq names its product zinc finger protein 358-like. The coding region runs from base 1768 to 3264 and encodes 498 amino acids. Gene Ontology annotation, biological process: regulation of transcription by RNA polymerase II. Gene Ontology annotation, molecular function: DNA-binding transcription factor activity; RNA polymerase II cis-regulatory region sequence-specific DNA binding. The transcript has 6 exons. Lineage: Eukaryota; Metazoa; Arthropoda; Insecta; Hymenoptera; Formicidae. The record is from RefSeq and is a predicted model, not a curated record.